Molecule: messenger RNA, 342 nt
Organism: Guyanagaster necrorhizus
Lineage: Eukaryota; Fungi; Basidiomycota; Agaricomycetes; Agaricales; Physalacriaceae
Exons: 3
Coding region: 65-274 (69 amino acids)
Source: RefSeq, a predicted model, not a curated record
GGCACAUUGCCGUUGCAAAUACAGUUUUUCCGAAUGCCCUCAGCAAUGUAGAUUUCUCCACGCCAUGUCCGACAGACACUGGGGAAGAAUCAACAGGGAUCCAGACAGAUUCAAGUGUACCCUCUGGUCCAGUAAACAGCAAGGCAAGUUAAAUACCGCGUUACUACGGCGGAACGCUAUAGAACAUGAUAUUUGUGUCCAUCAUGCUGCGGACAUUGCCCUCGUCACUCCUCGUACAGAAAUGCAGAUCAGAAGGUUCUCGGGCUGUGUCUAGCUGUAUCGCAAGGGAUUGGGGUAGCUAUGCUACAACAUGUACCAGCGAAAGAAAUGAUGAACAGUAUG